GGUUUUCUGAUACCAACUUCUUAAUAACGUAUAGAGACAAUAGCAAAUCAGAAGUAUAUUUAUCAAUCCUCAAGAAAUACAAAACAAAUUAUUACAUCCUUUGUUUUUAUUGUUUAUUUUUUACAUUCAUUUGGUUUAAUAGAUUUUCGUACUUAAUUUCUAUUAAUCGUGCUUCUACGACUGAAUAACGAAUUAAGCAAAAUAACCAUACGAGGUGGUCCAGAAUUAUGCAACAUCAUUUGUUAGAAUUAAUGUACCUUCAAAACUAAAGUUCUUGGAAAAUUAAAUAAUGCCCAAGUGUAGAAGUGCCACUUUUAACAAAAAGAAAGAAAAUGAAGCUUACAGUAGUGACGUUAUUAUUUUUUGGUGCCGCUUUUGCAGACCCUCCAAAUUUGGAUGAAUCUAUUGAAACAUUAGCCACAGGAAACAGAUUAUUCAAUACAGCGGUGUAUAAAGAAACUUUAAAAACCAACAAAGGCAACAUAAUAUUUAGCCCUUUUUCUGCUGCAACAGUCUUAAGUUUAGCUUCGGAAGGUGCUAAAAAUGUAACUAAAUCAGAAUUGAUCGAAGCAUUACAUUUAUCCGCAGAAAGCGAAAAGAACCAAGAAGCUUUUAAACAACUUUUACCAAAAUUGUCUAUACAGACACCGUAUGUAUCACUACUAAGUGCUAAUAAAAUCUAUGCCGACGACGGUGUUACAUUAGAAGACGCAUUUAAAAAAAUUGCAGUGAACAUUUAUCGAUCUGACGUUGAAAAUGUCAAGUUUGCUGAAAAUAUAGAAGCCGCUAUUCGAAUAAAUAGGUGGGUGGAGGAUCAAACGCGGCGUAAAAUAAAAAAUCUUAUUGAAUCAGACGAAAUUAACGCAGAUACUGUUCUAGUACUAGUGAACGCUUUGUAUCUCAGGGCUGAUUGGUUUCACCCUUUCACUAAGUCUUCUACUCAUCCCCAAAAAUUCUACAGGACAACUAGCGACUUUAAAGAAGUUGAUAUGAUGCACAACGUAGCUUUAUUCGGUUAUUACGAAAAUACAGAAUUAAAUACGCGAUUCAUCAAUCUUAGAUUUAAAUAUGAAGGACUUAGUAUGGUCAUAGCUCUUCAUAAUGAAAUAGAAGGUAUAACAACAUUACAAGAUAAUUUAGAGGAAGUCUUUAAAUCUCAACCAUGGAAACCAGAAUUCGUUGAUCUGAAACUACCCAAAUUUUCCAUAAGUUCCAGUAUUAAUUUUGUUAACAUUCUCAGGGCGCUUGGAGUUGAGAAGAUAUUUGAUGAAGCUCAAGCUGAUUUGAGUGGUCUUUCAACUAACCGUAAAAAUCUGUAUGUGUCUAACGUGGUUCAGAAAGCGUUCAUAAACGUUACUGAAAUUGGUAGUGAAGCAGCUGCAGCCUCCGCAAUUAUGAUACAAACUAGAUCCGGACAUAUGAUUGGACCGAACAGGAAAAUAUUCCACGCAGAUCAUCCCUUUAUUUUCUAUAUAAAAUACCAUGACGUAAUUUUAUUUACAGGAAGAUACACUUUUUAAUUCCCAUUUUAUAUUUAUAGUUAACUAUUGUUCCUUUAUUGUAAGAUUUUUUGACCAUUUACUUUUUGAAUAUGUACUAUAGAUUACUUUCAAUAUAUAAUUAAUCAUU
Diorhabda sublineata is the source of this 1629-nucleotide messenger RNA. Its product is annotated as antichymotrypsin-2-like. The coding region runs from base 333 to 1520 and encodes 395 amino acids. Gene Ontology annotation, molecular function: serine-type endopeptidase inhibitor activity. Lineage: Eukaryota; Metazoa; Arthropoda; Insecta; Coleoptera; Chrysomelidae. The transcript has 2 exons. The record is from RefSeq and is a predicted model, not a curated record.